Messenger RNA from Bipolaris zeicola 26-R-13, 969 nucleotides. RefSeq lists its product as uncharacterized. The transcript is spliced from 2 exons. The record is from RefSeq and is a predicted model, not a curated record. Bases 1 to 969 code for a protein of 322 amino acids. NCBI's taxonomy places the organism in Eukaryota, Fungi, Ascomycota, Dothideomycetes, Pleosporales, Pleosporaceae.
AUGCCUCGCCUCAAGAAAGUUGUUCAUAAACCUGCUCCUUCUGGGCCAAAGUGGUCUGACUGGAUCGUCCCGCCCGCUGUUCACGAGAAAACAUGGAAAUCUUGGACUAUACACGCAGCAGCAGCAGCAGCACGAACUACACCCACCACCAUCAUCACCGCCAGCUUCUCCACCCUCCCUCUCGAGCUGCGCAAUAAAAUCUACUUUUACGCAAUCGACAAGGUACCGCGUCUUACCCUUGUCGGCAGCACGACAGCGUCAGAAGACGAGACGAGCCACGGCGCCAACGACGAAUUACUACCCGUUGACCCAGGUCUAACCACCUGGUUAUCUUCCCUUGCCACUCACCUUCCUAACCAUUUUAAUCUCAACAAACAAUACCGCGCCGAAGCACUCGCGGAACUGCACCACAGCGCACUCAUGCUCCUCACGCACCUGCGCGCCCCUCGUGCAGUGGAUUUUCUCCGCCUCUUGCCUAACGCGAUUGCGAGUGCGACGGUGUUGCGUAUCGUCGAUGUAACGCUUACAACACGCCUAUCUUACUCUGCCUCUUCCCCUCCCUCUACUUCCCACUCUACCUCUACCUCGAGUCCAGUCCCUUUCCUUACGAAUCAAACCUACAUCCACGCUCUAUCUGCCCUAUCCCCUUGCCUCGAAUCUCUUACCCUCCCCCUCUCCUCAGCCAUCAUGCGCGAUCAAAGCCUCUACGAACCACUCCUCGCGCCCCUCGUGGGUGCUAAUACGGCAUUGACGAGGCUUCGCAUCGAAGCGCUGGGCACGCGUUUGGAGGAUGCGCAGCGUGUGGAGAGGUGGGUUUUGGGGGAGGGGGGAAGAGGGGUAAGAGGAGGAGGGAAAGAUUUACGUGUUGUGAUUGAUUUGGCGCCAGGGAACGAUGCGGUUUGGUAUGAGGAUAGUGAAGUGUGGACCGGGGGAGUGCGAUGGGUGCAUAGUAGUGAUUUCUUUGGGUGA